CAGGAGAGCUGCUGAGCCUAUUUCACAUCAGUCAGUGAUCCAGGAUAUACUGUACACCGAUUGGCCCAAAAACCCUCGAAUGAUCGGCUCGGAAGUUGAACUGAAUGAGUGGGUGAAUGAGUCCGUGAACAUUAUAGGAAAGACAAGAGGGUGAUUUUUGAGACUGUAUAAAAUGAAUCUGAACGAAACGAGAGCAAAUAACGUGAGCCAGCGUGUUAAUGUGACUGAAACCCGGGGAGAGUAGCCAAAGUCUGGAUACUGUGUCAAAGUUUGUUGCUGACUGGCCCUUUAGUGUGCAGGUGGACCCAGGCCAGAGAAGCAGUGAGGAUGGGAGGUGGAGGGCAGCUGACUGAGCCAGGAGAGCCGAUCAGCGGGCGAGCUGCUGGUGUCUACACCUGGGAGGAGGUGCAGAGCCACUGCAACCGGAAUGACCAGUGGCUGGUGAUUGACCGAAAGGUUUACAACAUCACACAGUGGACCAAAAGACACCCAGGAGGGAUUCGAGUCAUCAGCCACUAUGCUGGAGAGGAUGCCACGGAGGCAUUCACUGCUUUUCAUCCAGAUUUAAAGUUUGUGAAAAAGUUUCUGAAGCCGCUGCAGAUUGGAGAGCUGGCAGCGACAGAGCCCAGCCAGGACCGAAACAAAAAUGCAGCCAUCAUACAGGAUUUCCAUACUUUACGUGCGCAGGUGGAGAGUGAGGGUUUAUUUCAAGCCCGGCCUUUGUUCUUCUGCCUCCACCUGGGACACAUCCUUCUGCUGGAGGCCCUCGCCUGGCUGAUCCUCUGGGUCUGGGGAACCAGCUGGACUCUGACCUUACUGAGCGCCGUUAUGCUAGCAACUGCUCAGUUGCAGGCUGGAUGGCUGCAGCAUGACUUUGGCCACCUGUCUGUCUUCAAGAAGUCCAGGUGGAAUCACUUGGUGCACAAGUUUGUCAUUGGUCAUUUAAAGGGAGCGUCUGCCAACUGGUGGAAUCACCGGCAUUUCCAGCAUCACGCUAAACCCAACAUCUUCAGUAAGGACCCUGAUGUCAACAUGUUGCACGUCUUCGUAGUUGGAGCAACUCAACCAGUGGAGUAUGGCAUAAAAAAGAUCAAAAAUAUGCCCUAUCACCACCAACACAAGUACUUCUUUCUCAUUGGACCACCGCUUCUCAUUCCAGUUUACUUCCACAUUCAAAUAAUACACACCAUGAUUUCCCGCCGUGACUGGGUGGAUCUGGCUUGGUCUUCGUCUUACUACCUACGCUACCUGUGCUGUUCUAUACCCAUGUUUGGCCUGUUUGGCUCAGUGGUGUUCAUCAGCCUUGUCAGGUUUUUGGAGAGUCACGGGUUUGUGUGGGUGACUCAGAUGAGUCAUCUGCCCAUGGACAUUGACCACGAGAAGAACCAGGACUGGCUGUCCAUGCAGUUACAAGCCACCUGUAAUAUAAAGCAGUCCCUCUUCAACGACUGGUUCAGCGGACACCUCAACUUUCAAAUCGAACACCAGUGAGUGAGUGGUUGAGUCUAAGGAGAACAUGUUUAUCAUU
Messenger RNA from Etheostoma cragini (Arkansas darter), 1528 nucleotides. Its product is annotated as fatty acid desaturase 2-like. Gene Ontology annotation, cellular component: membrane. The coding region runs from base 328 to 1491 and encodes 387 amino acids. The record is from RefSeq and is a predicted model, not a curated record. Gene Ontology annotation, biological process: lipid metabolic process. Gene Ontology annotation, molecular function: oxidoreductase activity, acting on paired donors, with oxidation of a pair of donors resulting in the reduction of molecular oxygen to two molecules of water. The transcript has 11 exons. NCBI's taxonomy places the organism in Eukaryota, Metazoa, Chordata, Actinopteri, Perciformes, Percidae.